UCCUCCGCGGCCACCGUAUGAUGUCGUGGCGUUUGCUGAUGUGUACAGCGUUGCAACAGUUAGCAGGUGACUGAUAACGGCGAUAUUUGGGUUAUUUAGUCUUCGUUUGUUUCCUUGAACAUCACAUAUACGACUCGGCAGUGUUAACUUCAGUGGGUCGAGAUGAGGCGCGCCGGACUGGGUGAAGGAAGUUCUGGGAAUUAUGUAGCCAGCGGAUACAGUGUGUAUGAAGAGGAGAAUGAACAUCUUCAGGAGGGACUCAGAGCGAAAGUGAACGCAUUGAAAAGCCUUUCAAUUGACAUAGGAACGGAAGUUAAAUGCCAGAACAAAAUGCUGGAUGAGAUGGACACAGAUUUUGACUCGACGGGUGGACUGCUCGGCGCCACCAUUGGCAGAGUCAAGCAGCUGUCCAGAGGCAGUCAGACUAAACUCUUGUGCUACAUGCUGCUCUUCUGCUUUUUUGUGUUCUUUGUCCUGUACUGGUUCAUCAAGCUGAGGUGAUGCAAUGACCCUGCUGGACUCGGCCCAUCGGCUCCACGUCUUUGCCACACUGAUACAUCUCUAAUCUAGGUCAACAGAUUAAUAAUGACCAUGAAAGGCAGGGAUGUUUUUUUGUUAAUAACUCAGCUUUUUAUGUGCCCUGAUGUCUGAGCAUUUUAUAUGAUGACUGCAAUUUGAGUUGUGUCAUGACUGAUGGGAGUUUCAAAAAGUAAAAGUGGUUUAGAAACGUGGAUAGAGUCUGAACUGAUGAAAGAUCACAGGAAGUACCAGUAUUUUGUUUGUAAGUACUUGAUAACUGGCCAAUUUGUAACAAUAAACAUCUAACGACAGAAAAACCAGUGUCAAGAACUUUAACGCAGCACCAAACUUGUGGAAUAGUUUAUCAUAUGGCACAAGUUGUGUUAAGGUGACAACAUUUUGUGUAUUUGCGUUCAAGAAUGAAUGAAUCUAUCACAUCAUUUGACAACCUAUAUGAUAGUAAUGUUACCUCAUUGUUUAAAUUUUGUUGUAAAAAUGUUGUAAAUGUAAAUAAACAAAUUUUAUGCUCUGAA
Acanthochromis polyacanthus (spiny chromis) is the source of this 1052-nucleotide messenger RNA. RefSeq names its product Bet1 golgi vesicular membrane trafficking protein (gene bet1). Gene Ontology annotation, cellular component: Golgi trans cisterna; SNARE complex. Lineage: Eukaryota; Metazoa; Chordata; Actinopteri; Pomacentridae. The transcript is spliced from 4 exons. Gene Ontology annotation, molecular function: SNAP receptor activity. The record is from RefSeq and is a predicted model, not a curated record. Gene Ontology annotation, biological process: vesicle fusion with Golgi apparatus; endoplasmic reticulum to Golgi vesicle-mediated transport. The coding region runs from base 163 to 501 and encodes 112 amino acids.